Molecule: messenger RNA, 681 nt
Organism: Heterobasidion irregulare TC 32-1
Lineage: Eukaryota; Fungi; Basidiomycota; Agaricomycetes; Russulales; Bondarzewiaceae
Exons: 3
Coding region: 1-681 (226 amino acids)
Source: RefSeq, a predicted model, not a curated record
AUGGCGCUCCAGUAUGCCAAGGGAGAUACGUCGCUGUACAUCCCAGGAUUUGGCGACCAGCCAUUGAGUGUCGCAAAUAUUGGCGAUGAUAACGCGGGUCAGACUACUUGGCAGGUAGUAGGAGGGACGCCGACGGGAACCUUUCAGUCGGCUGCGUUCGCUGGUACUGCCACCCUCAUCGAAGGCCCUCACGCUGCCUUCGUCACCGCGCAUGCGCCGUCUGGCAUCGGAAUCGCCAUCCUAUGUUCCGUUCUAAACGGUAUCGCAACUUGCACAGAAGUGGUAGACGGGAAGACGACCAUUGUCAUUGAGCUCGUGACAGUCAUAGUGGUCCAAGGCGGGGGGACAGCACCCGUGCAACCUGCCACGAGCAUAUUCUCUUCGCCCGCGACUGCAACCGUAACAGUCACCGCGAUCGCGACGUCCUCAUCCCAGCCAUCGUUUUCGCCGCAGAUUACAUCCUCUAUUGCACCCUCGACUACAAAUUCGCAAUCACAGUCAGCGUCUGCGGCCUCGAUAACUGCCACACCAACACCAACACAGGAUAAUGUUGGCACCACUAUCCUGCCGUCUGCAUCCCUCAUUCCUGCCGUAAGUGGAGCCAAGGGGAGGCAAGACAGUGGAUUGGAGACUGCGGUUGCAAUUAUUGCAGUCUUCGCCUCUCUUGUCAUCGCGGCAUAG